Molecule: messenger RNA, 1998 nt
Organism: Melampsora larici-populina 98AG31
Lineage: Eukaryota; Fungi; Basidiomycota; Pucciniomycetes; Pucciniales; Melampsoraceae
Exons: 5
Coding region: 1-1998 (665 amino acids)
Source: RefSeq, a predicted model, not a curated record
AUGAAGUUGUCAUCCGUAGCUAUCUCUGCUUCUGCCUUGGCUUUAACGGCAUCCGCUGCGAUCAUUCCAUUACAAUCACCUACUAGCAUCAAAUCUAGAUCAACUCACAAGGAUGAACACAAUGGAGAUCAUCACCACACCAAGCCAUCCAUGAAUAUUCGUAAAAAAGAUAUGAGAAGAAGCCGCAUUCGUUCAAUGAUGUAUGUGGACAACAACCGCCACAUUCACGGAUCUGACGUUGUCGUGGAGUCUUAUCGCGGACAUGGACAUGAUACAGUGGCCAUACCACUCCAUCAUCACUCGGUCGAAUACGUUGAAGGUCGGGUUCAUCGCGAUCACAAGCGUUCAACGCACUACAGCUAUGUUCCCAACUACCUCCCGGGAGUUCCUUAUGCCCAGACCGUUGGGGCUCCAGUGAUGACGCGGGUCAUCACUUCUAGGCCGAAAACUACUGUGAUCAAUGAAUACGUACCGGGUCGUACUCACACAAGCAUUCAUGAAGUCAGCUACAUGAACUUGCCUCCCAAGCCGAAAGUUGUUACGAUCCCUGGAUACGUACCUGGUCGUGGUCACACAAGCAUCCAUCAACACAUCCAUUACCGCCGCAAAUCCCGACACGGGUCCCCAAAAUCGAACUCUCCUAAUCGUUUUGCCAUCAAGCAUGGUAAGCCCGGAAAAUCUGGUUCGCAAAAAGGAGAAGCAGCCGGAGAAGCAGGUGACUCCAAGAAACAGAAGCACUCAGAGGACUCUUCUGAAUCCGAGGCUGCGUCCAAGAAACAAUCCCAUGGGGAAGCCUCUAAAUCUAACAAAAAGUCCGGGAAACACAGUCAGCUAUCCGAGCGUUCCAUCUCGACCAGUGGCUCUGUAACACAAAGCGGAGUACCGGGCUUUAUCGAAGUAGCCACACCUCUUUUCAAAUCGGCACUCGCUAAAGCUGUCUCCGGUCUCACUUAUUCCACAACGAACGGUAGCAAUUUUGAUCUCACCACAUCUGAUACCCAAUCUACACAAUUCUUCAUGUCUCCUAUGAACAAUACUGUUGGUCCAGCUGCAUUCCAGCUCCGCAUCCCAAUCCUCGAUAGCACCACCUUCCAGACCGUUGAUCAUUGCGCAACAUUCGCCCUCUCGCCUCCCGGUCCUCUUUCCCUUCAGAAAUGUGGACCAGUUCCAGGAUGUUCUCAAGCCUUUGCAUACAACGAUGUCUCAGGAAAGAUCGAGCCCAUCUAUGGUUCGAAUGCUGCGCCAUCCAACAGUAACUCUACGUCCCAUUCAUCUUCAUCUCCCUCGGGGACAUAUCGUAUGACGCAGAUGGACUCGUCCGCAAACUCGACUUCGAUGUCUAACUCUUCAACACCUUCCAAUUCCACAACUUCAAAUGACUCUACAUCCAACGGGACAGCCCCACUCUUUACACAAGAUUCCAGUGCAUACCAAAAUUCGCUCAAUGGGUCUUCUGACUCUGUCAACAGUUCCAUGACCAUACAGAACGGAACUGCCCAGAAUAACGUGACAGCAAGUGGAUCUCACAGCUUUCUAGCAACACCCGAAUCCACCUCACUCAACUCUACGUCAACUGAGGUACAGAAAGAUUCACCAUCGCCUCCUGCAGCCCUGUAUUUUGUUCCCGCUCAAGGAUUUUACCAGGCCCCAGCGACGAUAGAUCAAGUUCUUGACUCAACAUCGUCUGCCGCUACUGCUGCCUCGCCUGCCCCAAUCGGUCGAAAUGUGGUCGCUAGCGCUGAUGACGGAUCAGACGACAAUGACGAUGACGACGAUGACGACAGUGAUCAAGUUCUCAACCGAGCAGUCAUCGACCCCGUGACCGGUGCAGCUGGUGCAGCUGGAGCUCCUGUUCCUGCCACUCCAAACAAUCGCUCUGGUGUCAACACAGAACAAGUGCUUGGUGAUGGAAAUGACGCUGGAGAAGAUGUUGCCGAAACACAAGAUGAGGUCAAAUCUGAUGAAGCUGAAGACGCCGCUAUUCUUGCAUCCCAGUAG